AUGAAGCGCUGCGUCUCCACUAUUAUAGCUUUUUUAGUGCAUAUACUCCAUUCAACAGAAGCAAACUCUCUAGAAGUUUCCUACGAAGGCGGCCCUGCUCCUGCUUCUGCUGCCUUUGCUGCAGAUCCCGCAGCAGCAGCAGCAGGAGCGGCAGCACAAGAAGCAUACCGCCUGCCAGACCGCGUCGUUGCACGCUUUACCCUUGGAGACAACCAGCACUAUGAGUUGCCUAUACACCUGGGCCCCAAGGAAGAUGGAGAAGGGGCCCAGAAGAAGGGCCACCUUAGGGGAUCUGCUACAGGGUUUGCUGCUGGCAUCCUCUGUAUGGUGCUGCUGACGGUCUUUCGUGACAUCGUAGCAGCAGCAAGGCACCAGCAGGAAAGGAAGCAUCAGAGGAGGGAAGCAAAGGCUCUAGAGACUCAGAGAAUGGUUGCUCUUGCUGCUAUGAGGCAGGCAGCAGAGCUGCUUCUGCAGCACGAGAAGCAGAUGCACCAGCAGCACGAAAAGCAGCUGCAGCAGCAGCAGAGGCAGCAAAUGCUGGCAGCAGCAGCAGGACUUGAGGAAAACUUAAUUUUAUUACAAGAUGACUUCCCCAAUACAACAGCAGCAGGGGGAGAACUAGUUAUCCAGCUGCUGCAUGCAGCAGGUGCGCUGAGUAGCGAGCAGGUGCAGCAGCGACAGCAGCGACUGAAGCAGCAGCGAAUGGAGCAGCAGCAGCAGGAGAAAGAGCAGCAGGAGAAAAAGGACAAGAGGCCACCCUCAGUUAGAGGACUGCAUAGUCUUAAUACAAAAUCCAUAGAAUCCAUCACAUCAACAAGCAGGAGCCGCGGCCCUUAUUUUAGUACCAUGAACAGCAGCAGCAGCAACAGCAGCAGCAGAAGCAACAGCAGCAGCAGCAGCAACAGCAGCAAGACCCCCUUUGCUGCCUUCUUGGAGCAAAGAGACCAGACCACUGGUCAGUGGGACCCAUUGAAUACUGUUGAUACCCAAGACGAUUCAUGGGGUACCCUCCUAGAUAAGCCUGCAGACCCUCUAGAGGACUUGGUAGCAAUGGGGGGCCCCAUGGGGGCCCCCCAAUUCCCCCAUCUAGAGGACCUUGCAGGUCUUCUAUCAGAGAAUAGAAACCUUAACAGCAAAGAUGCAUUUGCCAUUCUUCGAGCAAUAGGUCGGUACCCAAAGGACUCCACAUCCGAGGGGCCCCAAGAGGGGGCCCCUAAGGGGCCUUAA
Molecule: messenger RNA, 1227 nt
Organism: Eimeria maxima
Lineage: Eukaryota; Apicomplexa; Conoidasida; Eucoccidiorida; Eimeriidae
Exons: 1
Coding region: 1-1227 (408 amino acids)
Source: RefSeq, a predicted model, not a curated record